ACUACCAGCAGCAGGCAGUAAACGUUUAGAAAAUUCGAAUCAUUUCAGCAAGAACAGUAGAGGGGCAAAGUCAACUCCUAGAUCUCUGAGCUAGUAACUAACUAUAUUUUCAUUUCGAGACGAUUUUAAAAGGGAUGAAAUGUCAGGAUCACUGUGUAUACAGUGUCAGACACAAACCACUGUGUUUAGUAAGACCUGCAACAGUUGUUUCUUUAACCACCCAAAAGAGAAGAAGUUGUUACAAGCAAUGAAGAAGUAUGAUUACGAAUGGGGACACAAUGAUUGCGCCCACUAUAAUAAUAGCUCUCAGAUAUUGACUUCCACAAAAGUAUUGCUCUACAAAUUACACACUCUAGGAUUUGUUCCCCUUCUCCUGCUUGGAAAAAGGAGACAGGGAACAAAACAUAUCGAUAUGGAUUCCUUUUGCCCUCACCCCCAAGUCAUAAAAGAAACGGGCUCUAUUGAAACAUUGAGAAACAUUUAUUUAGGUCUUCUGAAUGUCACACUCGGCACCGAGUCCCAAUGUCAGUGCUCCCCAGUGUCUCCAGAGCCAGAUGGGACCCCCGCACCAGCCGAGGUAGAGGGAACACCUACAACUGUCGAUCCAGUGGGAACCUCGGCAUCGACAGAGCUACACAGAAUACCCAUCUCCAUCCAAUUGAACGUAAUACCAACAGAAACGGGCAUACCCAACACAAUCAAUCCCGUGGGAACCCCUACAACUAUCAAUCCCGUGGGAACCCCUACAACUAUCAAUCCCGUGGGAACCCCUACAACUAUCAAUCCAGUGGGAUUCCCUGCACCAACCAAUCUAGACGGAAUCCCCAUAUCUUUACAACUGAACCUAAUCCCCACACCAACAGAGCCAGGCAAAUCCUGCACACCAGCCAUUCCAGUGGGAAUCCCUACACCAACCAAUCUAGUGGGAACUCCUACAGCAAUUAAUCCAUCAGGAACCCCUGCACCAACUAUGCCAGACGGAAUUCCCACAUCCAUCAGCCUGAACAAAAUCACCACACUAACUAAGCCAGGUAAACACUCCACAUCAACCAAAACAUUUGGAACCCCUUCACCAAUAAAUUCAGUGGGAACCCCUGCACCAGCCGAGCUAGACGGACUGCCCACACCAACAGACCCAGGCAAACCCUCCACACCAACCAAGCUAGAUGGAAUCCCCACAUACAUCUGCCUGAACGGAAUCCCCACAUCCAUCUGCAUGAACGUAACCCCCACACCAAUGCAGCCCAAAAUCCCCACACCAAUGCAGCCCAAAAUCCCCAGACCAAUACAGCCCAAAAUCCCCAGACCAAUACAGCCCAAAAUCCCCUCACCAAUACAGCCAGGCAAACCCUCCACACAAAACAAUCCAGUGGGAACCCCUACACCAAUGGAUGAAACCUCUGACUCCUCUGAGCCCCAGGACCAAGAAAUGCAAAGGCCAAAAAGAAAAAUGUGGAGAGAUGGAGAUCUAAUCGAAGCUGAAGCUGCAACCACUCAAGCACAAAAGAGAAUAAAAACCACAGAAGAGGUGCUGAACAUGGAUACGGAGAGGCCCACGGUGUCAAGACAUGCAGAGGUAGACACUGAAGUAUUAGAUCAGCUAGAAAAACACAAAGAAGAGUGGCUGAACAUAGAUACGGAGAGGCCCACGGUGUCAAGACAUGCAGAGGUAGACACUGAAGUAUUAGAUCAGCUAGAAAAACACAAAGAAGAGUGUCUGAACAUGGAUACGGAUAGGCCCACGGUGUCAAGACAUGCAGAGGUAGACACUGAAGUAUUAGAUCAACUAGAAAAGAGCAGCAUUGUACAAGCAACCAACAAGCAAACUUUGUGGGCUAUAAACUGCUUCAAAGACUGGCUGGCAGAGAAACAGAUGAUAGUGGAUUUUUCAACCAUUGAGAAAUCUGAAAUGAAUGUGCUCUUGCGAGAUUUUUACUGUUCUGUUCGAAGGGGUAAAGGUGGGGAGUAUUGUAUCCCGAGCUAUAUCGGAAUCCGGGCUGGCGUGAACAGAUUCAUUAACCUCCCUCCCCUUAGCAGAGCCUGGUGCUUGAUGAAGGACAGUGAGUUUACCUCCUCUAAUAAUGUAUUUAUUGGGGUACUAAAGAAAAUCAGACGAGAGGGCAGGGACAAAACUACCCAUCCUAAGGUGAUUAAAGCACAAGACCUUGAGAUUCUUCAAAACUCUCCUGUGCUAAGCCCCUACACACCAAGAGGGCUAGUCAACAAAGUGUGGUUUGAUAUCCAGUUACACUUUGGCCCCAGAGGAAAGGAGGGCAAUAGGCGGCUAACGCCACAGUCGUUUGUAAUAAAGUACGAUGAAAACGGAGCAAAAUAUGCAACGAUGACUUCCAGCGAGGAAAGACAGAAUCAUAAAGAUGCAGAAGAGCAGAACUGGCAGAAUCGCUGUGGAAUCAUGUUUCAGAACCCUGGUAGUGACCUCUGUCCAAUCGCCUCCUUGGAGAAGUAUCUGAGCAAGAUCCCAUCAGAUGCCACCUCCCUCUACCUCCAUCCUAAGAAGUUGGUCCUCACCAGUGAGAGAAUAUGGUAUAGCCAGGAGCCAAUGGGGUUCAAUUACCUUUCAUCAAUGCUGCCCCGACUGUGCCAGGAGGCUGGUACAUUGGAAAAGUACACAAACAACAGCUUACGAUCUUUGCGCGAGAUCAUGUCUGUCAGCACACUGAUAGUUCCUUGAAAAGUUAUUGAAAACCUUCAAUGGACAGAAAGAGAUGUCAAAUAGGCUCACUGAGUCAAGGCAGUGACACACUUCAGUUUUACUUCCUACCAGCGACAUUGUUUUGGUCUUAUACACAAACGGAGAGCUUGCCAAGAUAUACAGUCCUCACCAUAUCUAUAUGGACUAUGUUUUUUGACACUGAGGCUAAGAUUGACAUUUUUUUUUGCUCUAUAUUCCAGCAUUUUGUAUUUAAGAUGAAUGAGGCAACAGUCCAGAAUUUAACUUUUUGAAGAUUUAACUUUAACUUUCAGAUUAUGUUUUAAGGUAUAGAUUUUGUUUUGCGCUGAGACUUCACUUUUCAGAAUUGUAUAGCCUUUUAAGCUUUCUUUUCACCAACAAGUUUUACUCUACUGGAAACUGUUUAACCAUAAUCAUCCAUUUAGGAAAUCUAAAGUUUAGGGGGGGAAUUGCAACAAUCGCAGGAUAAUAGGGUGGAUAGAUUUUUGUAUGUAUGAAAUAUAAUUUUUUUGGGUGACUGGAAGCAAUUUGAUGUGAUACUUCCUAGAUCUGUUUUUACAUGUGUAGACAUUUUUUUCUACCACACUAUGUCUACACCACUUUGUAGACCAUCUGUUGUGGCAAAUGGUCAUACAGCUGUUUUAACAAAUGUAAUUGUACCCUUCACAUAGAAGUGAUAUUUCCCUUAUUUACUAGAUCUAUUAUUUAAAGGUUAUGUACCAACUAUCUAAAAUGACCUGUAUCCCCUUAAAUUCAAGAUUUUGAACUAUGUAUGCCUCUUUCUCAGAAAGAAAUGGAACUUGCAAAACAAUUUUGCAAGCUAUAAUGAUAGUGCAGCAGAACCUGUUAAGGAUGCUUGAGAGUUAAGGUAGUAACAAGAAGUGUGGAAAGCCAGAUGAGCCAAACAUAUGUUGCGGGAAGGGACAAAAGGCCCAAGAGACGUUGUAAACCAUAGGGAACCAGGAGUAAGACCGCACCGAGAGAACAUACGGGGUGAAACAACUUCAUCUGAGGGCUGAGAGCAUUUUGUGGUCAAAUAUGAGUAAUAACAAGUACAUGUAUCCUAAAGUCUGUAGGCAUAGUGAACUUGAUUACAUUAUAAUGUUGGCCUACAUGCAUAAAUGUAGCCCACUUUUCCUUCCCGGCACUAGGGCUGCUGAAUCAAGUGCACCUACCGCUAACGGCGCAAAACAAAUAAAAUAAAUAGGAACGCAAGGCUUUAUCAGAGUUUUUAAACUCAGGCUAUGCCUGCAGACUUCAGGAUACAUGUUUUACUGAUUGCUAUACAAUACCUAUCCAUGCUUGCCGGCAAUGGAGUGUCAGGAAAUGUAGAAACGGAAGAUCCAAGUUCAAGUGUAAUUAUCCAUCUGGUUAGCUUUAGGCUUUUGCACUCAACAUGGAAAUAUAAUUGUUGUAUUGAAGAAUUUAUUCAUGUAACACACCGGCAGUGUUAUAUUACGAUGAGCUAUAAUAUAAUCACUAGGCCUAUGCUUUGCAUGCAGACUGUUAAAGAAUGUGACGAUGAGUAACAAUGAAUGUUGUCAGAUCGAUAUAAGCAUUAAUUAAUUACCUAAAGAUUUGGAUGUAUCUCUGUGCACUUCCUGCAAAAGAAAGGUUGACACUAGACAACAUUUUGUUUUACUUUUUAUUAUAUAAUUAAAACCAAAAACAUAAUUGAACAUUAAAACAUAUAAUCUACUAG
Messenger RNA from Oncorhynchus kisutch (coho salmon), 4394 nucleotides. Its product is annotated as transcription elongation regulator 1. NCBI's taxonomy places the organism in Eukaryota, Metazoa, Chordata, Actinopteri, Salmoniformes, Salmonidae. The coding region runs from base 140 to 2692 and encodes 850 amino acids. The record is from RefSeq and is a predicted model, not a curated record. The transcript is spliced from 9 exons.